AUGGCAAUAAGUCAAAACAACGUGCUGGAAUUUAAACUAAUUUUAAUCGGCGAUGGUGGUGUUGGUAAAACAACAUUUGUUAACAGAUAUUUAACAUAUGAUAUUGAAAACAAAUGUCGCUACGGAAAAGGUAGCCCCGUAUAUCAGUUAAAAUUUUAUACAAAUUUCGGGGAAAUUACUUUUAAUGUUUGUGAUACCCUAGGUCAAGAAAAAUUUGGCGGUUUACGUGAUAGUUAUUACAUUGGCGGGCAAUGUGCUAUAAUUAUGUUCGAUCUAACGUCACGCAUUAGUUAUAGAAAUGUUCCGAGGUGGUAUAAAGAUUUAGCUCGUGUUUGCGACAAUAUUCCAAUUGUUUUAUGUGGAAAUAAAGCUGAUCUAAAAGAUCGGAAAUUGAAAGCUAAAUCAAUAAGAUUUCAUCGGAAAAAGAAUAUACCAUAUUAUGAUAUCAGUGCACUAUCAAAUUAUAAUCUGGAAAAGCCAUUUCUGUGGUUAGCACAAAAGCUAAGUGAAAAUGAUACUCUUCUAUUCACGUCUCCGGUUAUAUUGCGACCACCCGAACGACAUAUGGACCCAGAAUUAAUCCAAAAACACGAAAAUGAACUACUACAAGCAGCAUCAAGUUCAUUACUCGAUUCUGACGAUGAUGAAAUUUAG
This is a messenger RNA of Rotaria socialis, 654 nucleotides long. The record is from the annotation of a GenBank genome assembly. Lineage: Eukaryota; Metazoa; Rotifera; Eurotatoria; Philodinida; Philodinidae.